Pollicipes pollicipes is the source of this 576-nucleotide messenger RNA. Its product is annotated as putative 39S ribosomal protein L49, mitochondrial. The record is from RefSeq and is a predicted model, not a curated record. Gene Ontology annotation, cellular component: ribosome; mitochondrial large ribosomal subunit. Gene Ontology annotation, biological process: translation. Gene Ontology annotation, molecular function: structural constituent of ribosome. NCBI's taxonomy places the organism in Eukaryota, Metazoa, Arthropoda, Thecostraca, Pollicipedomorpha, Pollicipedidae.
GCCAUCAGUAUGUCUUGGUGCCUAAAUACAGCAAGAAGGCUCACCAGCCUUCCUGUUAUGGGGAUGAGACUUGGUAUGGGCCGGCGCGGCCUGUACGUGCGCCAGCUACCGCCGCCGCCGGACGCCCAGCUGCCCGAGGUGGAGCCGGUGGAGGUGGACUGGCGCCACGUGGAGAGGCUGCUGCCCCGAGAGACGGUGCCGGUGCCGGCGGCCAAGUCACGCUACCCCUCCGGCUGGACCCCGCAGCAAGGCAGCUCGGAGCUGACGUACUCCGUACGGAGAUCGGUGAACCACAUGCUGCCGGUGUACCUGAAGAUCAGAAACGGCGUGAAGCGUAUCACCAUGGUCAGGAACGUCCGAGGCGACGUCUGGCUGUUUCACAACGAGCUGAAGCGGCACCUGGAGGCGGUCAAUGAGAAGUUUAUCGCCUCGCAAGUGAACGAGAUGGCUCAGUACGUGCAGUUCAAGGGCGAGUACGUGACCCAGGUCAAACAGUGGAUGCGAGAGCGGGGCUUGUAGCCGACGGAAGGCGCCCCAGCAGACGGCGUGUGCUCGACGUCUUGCGCGCGUUUCGGA